GCACCAUGCAGUACACUGAUAGCGAGGUCCAUUUAUACACUGCGUACUUACUACUACCUCCAAGCAGCUAGCCAUAGCCACCACCAUCAUACCGCGUUGGCACCAGUGUCAAUAUCAUCCCCGUCACACGUAGCUGCAGGCCUCCAUCAUGAACGACAGUGUGUUCGAGGACAUCGAACAGGACAACAAUCCCUCUUUCUACGGCAACCAGUCCAUCUUGACCGACCCCUAUGGACACCAACAACCGCCUCGAUACGAGCCCCCUACGGGAUCGGACAGCCUCAACCUCGCAGGAUCGGCCCAUAGAAGAGCAUCCUACUCCACGUUGGUGCCCCCCAGCAACGACCUCAUCAACAGCUCCAUUGGGCUCUCCAACCAAAUCCAGGAGUACAUCAACGACCCCAACUUGAAAAUAGAGAUUGUAUCCAGCGAAAGGCUCGUCAAUUCGUCCGUUAUUGUCUACUCCAUCCAAUUAUACAUAGACAAGGGCAAGGACCACCCCGAGAACAACCGCACCUCUAUCAUUGUCAAGAGACGUUACAGUGAGUUCAAGUCGUUGAGAGAUAACCUCUUGAAGCUCUAUCCCACAUUGAUCAUUCCCCCCAUCCCUGAAAAGCAUUCCAUCUUCAGUUUCAUCGUCAACUCAAUCAACAAUUCCAACGAAGUCAACAUAAUCGAAAUGAGAAGGAGAUACUUCAAGAACUUUUUGAACGACCUUAUAUUCGAAUCCUCGACCGAGUUGAGGAAUUGCGUUUUGCUACACAAGUUUUUGGACCCUAACUAUGAGUUGUGCUGGUACAACGCUAUCAACGAGCCUCCCGUGAACUUGAUUCCAGAUAAUUUACUAUUGGCUAAUCCCAUCAACCCCAUUGACCAGAAUGGGCUCUACUCCUUAUUUCCAACCGUCAAUGGGUUUGAUUACCAUUCCAAUAUUGAUAAUUUGAGCUCUUUAAAGCGGUUGAACGAGGACUUAGCAAAUUUGAAAGAUCAAAUCAAGUUAUUUGAUUCUAAGGGUAGGGAAUACUUAAGGAUACAUGGAAAUGAUAACACAGAAGAAGAACCGGACUUUUUAAUAGACAACUACGACCAUUUUGAAGAAAUACCCAAAAAUCUAAUCAAUUUUGAAGUGAAGUUCCAUCACAUUAUAAAAAUCUUAUACGAUCUCGAUAAAGUUAAUGCCAGAACCAUUAAGGACUACAAGUCGGUAAUAAAUUCAUUGAUUGAAUUAGGUGGAAAUUUGAAUAACUUCUCAUUACAGAUUUAUGAAUCCUCUAGUUAUCAACAAUCCAGGCCUUCUUCUGAGAUCUCGGAACCCAAUAGUUUGAGUUUGGCAAUUGAAAAGUUUGGUUCCACCAUCGAUUCUAACUUUUUGAAUUUAGAGAGUUUUAUUGUUAAUGAUUUAAUACCAGAAUGGCAGGAACCAGUUCACCAACUUGUGCAAUACUACAUUUCAAGUUUGCACCUUAUUAAGUUUUAUAAGUACAAGGUCGUACAGUACAAGUUAUUGUACAAACUCAAAUUUGCCAAGUUCCAAGAUCUCAUGAACUUAUCUACCAACCCAGCAUUAUUAGCAUCUGCAGAUCCGUCAUCGCCAAACUCAGCAUCGAACUUGGACCAUUUGAAGGACUUGAACAGCCCCAGUUUAAACAGCACGUUGGAAAGAAUCGAGGCCAGAAAAAAGAGAGGUGGAUCCUUAGCUACUAAGAAGUCAUGGUACGGUCUUUUUGGUGGCAAUAAUGGAUACAAUAAACAGUUCUCGCAAACCUUACUCAGCAAUGAAGAUGAACCGGUAGUGGCCAACGGAAACGCACAGGGCAAGUACAAAAACGUCGUGAUCAAGAAGGAGUUGAAUAAAUUGAACCAGUUGAUUGAACUUACCAACCAAGAUAUGAUCAAAUUGACUGCACAACUCAGUAAGACUUACGAGGAGUUCUUGGAGAAGUUGGAAAAGAAGUGGCUAGAGUUGAUGAUCAAAUUUAUACAAAAGGGCAAGCAAU
Messenger RNA from Suhomyces tanzawaensis NRRL Y-17324, 1997 nucleotides. RefSeq lists its product as uncharacterized. Lineage: Eukaryota; Fungi; Ascomycota; Pichiomycetes; Serinales; Debaryomycetaceae. Gene Ontology annotation, molecular function: phosphatidylinositol binding. Gene Ontology annotation, biological process: retrograde transport, endosome to Golgi. The record is from RefSeq and is a predicted model, not a curated record. The transcript has a single exon. The annotation marks the transcript as partial.